UUGUUAUCAGAAAGAAGGUGUAGGAGGAAGAGUUGCAGAGUGAGAGAGAGAGAGGUGCGAAGAUGAGUGGAGCGAAGGGGAAGAAGAAGGCGACGAGCUUCGUGAUCGAUUGCGCGAAGCCGGUGGAGGAUAAGAUCAUGGACAUCGCUUCCCUUGAGAAGUUUCUGCAGGAGAGGAUUAAGGUCGGCGGCAAAGCUGGUGCGCUCGGCGAUUCUGUCACUGUUUCUCGUGAGAAGAGCAAAAUCACCGUCACCUCCGAUAGCAACUUCUCCAAACGGUAUCUGAAGUACUUAACCAAGAAGUACUUGAAAAAGCACAAUGUGAGAGAUUGGCUACGUGUGAUUGCCUCCAACAAGGACCGGAAUGUCUACGAGUUGAGAUACUUCAACAUUGCUGAGAAUGAGGGUGAGGAGGAAGACUGAAGAUCUAAGACUCUGUCUUGAGGCAUUAUCCAUUAGGUGUAAUUGUUGCGGAAAUUGCUUUUAAUCUAUGUUAUGUAUCGACUUUUUUCUGGUUGUUUAAAUUUUCAUUGUGAACCAAUGUUAUGCCAUAGAAUUCAGAUACACAGUUCGCAUCUUACAUGUUGGGAUUGCUAUCUUUUAUUUGGUCACUAUUUACUAAUUACAGCAGGAGAUAUGUUUGAGUU
Lotus japonicus is the source of this 646-nucleotide messenger RNA. RefSeq names its product 60S ribosomal protein L22-2-like. The coding region runs from base 63 to 422 and encodes 119 amino acids. Gene Ontology annotation, molecular function: RNA binding; structural constituent of ribosome. The transcript has 2 exons. The record is from RefSeq and is a predicted model, not a curated record. Gene Ontology annotation, biological process: cytoplasmic translation. Gene Ontology annotation, cellular component: ribosome. NCBI's taxonomy places the organism in Eukaryota, Viridiplantae, Streptophyta, Magnoliopsida, Fabales, Fabaceae.